Molecule: messenger RNA, 889 nt
Organism: Lindgomyces ingoldianus
Lineage: Eukaryota; Fungi; Ascomycota; Dothideomycetes; Pleosporales; Lindgomycetaceae
Exons: 1
Coding region: 35-592 (185 amino acids)
Source: RefSeq, a predicted model, not a curated record
ACGAUAUCUAACAUCCGAAUUUGCACCCCUCUCGAUGCUGAACCUCUGGUUAUGGCCAGCUAUACUCACACUACUCACACUUCUCACCCACCACAGACAAACUCUCACCUUCCUAGAAGUCCAUCACCGAACCCGAACGCGCGGCCCUCGGGUUCAGCACCUUAGCAUCUCCAACAUCCAGCUAAUCCACUCUUCAUGCCCCAAUCUAAAGGUCCUCGUAUUCGAUCUUCACCGUCGCAGCGACUCUCUUCCCAAGGAUUUAGACCACUUUAGACCACUCCCUGAAGCCGUGUCCAACAUGUCUCUCUAUACUCUCCGCAUUCAUAUCGACAUCGGCUUAGAGCGUCUCGGAUACCCUGAAUGGCAUCUGCUAAUCCCGCCUUUCGGCUUUUCAAAAGAGGCAAAGUUGCAAUUCCUGCCUCCAGUGCAUACUCAGGUGUGGAUGGCAGGAAGGUCGGAACCGUACACCCCAGAGUCACCGGAGACUGAAAUAAGGCCUUUUAUAGAAGGGAUUUGGCGGGCAGUCUUUGGGAGGAAGGAUCUUCUCGAGAGUAAAGAACUAAUGGCACAGUUUGAAGAGGGGAAUUAUUGAUGACGGAUUCAUCGAGGGAAGAGAAUUGUGCGAGGAGAUUUUUGAAGACGAAGGGGAAACAGGAUGGGGAAUGUUGUGUGCAGAAUGUGAGGACGACAUGUGGAGCUGGGAUUGAGGGAAGGGUGUAUCCUAGUGAGGAGUUCUUGGGGUAGAGGAGGUGAAUAGAAACUUGAAAGAUGAGAAGAGUCUCGAUUCGAGUUUUUAAAAGACCAAGCGAACUGCAUCACUGGGCGACGAUGAAAAUGUACACCUCUUGAGCUUCAACUCCGACGGUAAGGAAAGCGUGUUAGAGUUGAG